AAUUAUGAAACAGAGUGUGUUAUUUCUUUUGCUGCUCCUUUUGGGGAUGCACUCUGGGGACGCAGCCUAUCAUAAUGUGGCGUUGCGUGGAAAAGCAACUCAAUCACAUCGCUUGCAGGAAAUUCCUUGGGAGGGUUUUGGGGCUGCUUACAACGCCAUUGAUGGAAACCGUGACUCUACUUUUGGGGCCGGUUCAUGCAGCCACACUAAAACAAUGACCGACCCCUGGUGGAGGGUGGACCUGCUGGAGUCCUACGUGGUCACUUCUGUCAUCAUCACCAACAGAGGAGACUGCUGUGCAGAAAGGAUCAAUGGGGCAGAGAUUCAUAUUGGCAACUCUUUACAAGACAAUGGUGCUGCAAACCCAGUGGCUGCUGUAAUUCCUGAAAUCCCUGCUGGGAGUUCACUCCCUCUGAGUUUCAGUAAUCAUGUGGAGGGACGUUAUGUGACUGUGCGUCUACCUGGUGCAGAAAAGAUUCUAACACUCUGCGAAGUGGAGGUUUAUGGGUACCGUGCCCCAACUGGAGAGAAUCUGGCACUCCAAGGAAAAGCCACACAGUCAUCAUUGUUUGCAGAGGGGAUUGCAUAUAAUGCCAUAGAUGGAAAUCGUGCCAGUCACUGGGAAGAAGGCUCCUGCACUCACACAAGAAACGACAAUAAACCCUGGUGGAGACUUGACCUGCGGACAACACAUAAAGUGUUUUCUGUUAAGAUAACCAACAGAGAUUCAUACGAAAAUCGACUCGAUGGAGCUGAAAUCCGCAUCGGAGAUUCUAUAGAAAAUAAAGGCAACACCAAUCCCAGGUGUGCUGUGAUCCAACACAUCCCAGCAGGUGCUACUGUUGAAUUCCAGUGUAACAAGAUGGAUGGCCGCUACGUUAACAUAAUCUGA
This is a messenger RNA of Scomber japonicus (chub mackerel), 892 nucleotides long. Its product is annotated as fucolectin-1-like. Lineage: Eukaryota; Metazoa; Chordata; Actinopteri; Scombriformes; Scombridae. The transcript has 5 exons. The coding region runs from base 5 to 892 and encodes 295 amino acids. The record is from RefSeq and is a predicted model, not a curated record.